This is a messenger RNA of Aedes albopictus (Asian tiger mosquito), 3924 nucleotides long. Its product is annotated as vacuolar protein sorting-associated protein 41 homolog. Gene Ontology annotation, biological process: vesicle-mediated transport; fructose 1,6-bisphosphate metabolic process; fructose 6-phosphate metabolic process. Gene Ontology annotation, molecular function: fructose 1,6-bisphosphate 1-phosphatase activity; protein binding. The record is from RefSeq and is a predicted model, not a curated record. Lineage: Eukaryota; Metazoa; Arthropoda; Insecta; Diptera; Culicidae. The transcript has 14 exons. Gene Ontology annotation, cellular component: cytoplasm; cytosol. Bases 148 to 3822 code for a protein of 1224 amino acids.
AAAAUUUGUUUUGAUAAUUUUACGGGCAGUUUUUAGUGAAAUCUUUUCUCAUUCUUUGUGGUUUAGAUCGUUUUUAUUGGAAAACAAUUGCGCAAAGUUAAUCCUGAGUAUCAAAGUUAAUCUUUCCAUCAAGUUUCACAACCUUCCAUGAUGGAACAGAAUGAUCCGGAGUCGGCCGAUUCGUGCAGCAUCACGGAAGAGGAAGUGGAACCAAAGCUCAAAUAUGUAAGACUAACGAACGAUCUGAAUAAGAUCCUUAGCGAGGAAGCCGUCAGUUGCAUCGCCGUCCAUUCGAAAUUCCUUUGCUUGGGUACCCACUGGGGACGGAUUCACAUGUUGGACCAUCAGGGUAACCGAGUCAUUACGGCGCUCAAUAUGGGCCUGCCGAACUAUAAUCCGCACACCCUGUCGGUGAACAAGAUUUCGGUGGACAGCAAGGGCGAGCACAUAGCGACCUGUUCCGACGAUGGGAUGAUCAUCAUCGAUGGCCUGUGCACGGAUGAGAACAACCAGAAGCUAAAGCUGGAUAAAGCGAUCAAAGCGGUCGAGCUGGAUCCGAUGCACUACAGGUCCGGGUCGGGACGCCGUUUUCUGAUAGGCGACAACAAGCUGAUGAUGUACGAGAAAACAUUCCUCAAAGGGUUAAAGUCCACGAUACUGAGCGACUCCGAAGGACCGGUCAGUGCAAUCAAAUGGAACGGCCAAUUCAUUGCAUGGGCCAGUUCGCUGGGUGUCCACGUUUACGAUUUGAACGAACGAUGCUCGCUAGGACUGAUCAAAUGGGAAGAACCAAAAGCAGGCAGACUGACAGACUUCCGUUGCAAUCUGAACUGGUCCAAUCAAACGACUCUGCUCAUCGGAUGGGUGGACACCAUUCGGAUAUGUGUGAUAAGAAAACGAAAUCCCAUAGAGGUGUCCAGUCGAAAUCUCCCAGCGCACAUCGUAGAUCCCAUGUCAACAUUCCAAACCGAGUUCUACGUUUGCGGUGUGGCGCCUUUGGAGUCCCAUCAACUGGUCGUGCUGGGGUACUCGAAGGAGCGUGACUCGGAGACGAACAAAGCCCUACGGCCAAUUUUGUGUGUUCUACAGUAUAAAGCAAGUGAUUAUAUUGAAAUUUGCACCGACAGUCUCUCGAUGAGGGGGCAUCAAGAGUAUAAGUGGGAUGAUUAUCAUCUGGAUUGUCUAAUAGAAGAAAACCAGUAUUUUAUAGUGUCGCCAAAGGAUAUUGUAGUGGCUACUUUAUAUGAAACGGAUGAUCGCGUGAAGUGGCUGCUAGAACACGGAAAGUUCGAAGAAGCCAUGGAGGUGAUCGCAAAACAUGGCGGCAAGUACUCGCUCGCCAACGUCGCUCGCCUAUACCUGGACCAUCUACUGUCGUUGAAGCAGUUCGACGAUGCCGCCAAACUGUGUCUGCGUGCCUUCCAAAACAAUACGCAACUGUGGGAGGAAGAGGUGUACAAGUUUGUCAAGGUGAAACAGCUCCGCUCGGUAAGCGGUUACCUUCCACGGUCAGCAGAGUGUAGACUGAACCCGCACGUGUACGAAAUGGUUCUGUAUGAGUACCUUCAGCUGGAUCCCGACGGAUUUUUGCAUAUUGUCAAAGAGUGGGAACCAUGGUUGUACAAUACUAAGGCAGUGAUCAAUGCGAUCAAUGACCAUUUUAACAAAAAGGACGCGAAUAUCCUGCUGGAAGCGCUAGCUAUAUUGUAUUCUCACGAGAAGGAGUACGACAAAGCGUUAACGAUGUAUUUAAAGCUUCAACACAAGGAUGUAUUCGAGCUUAUCAGGAAUCACAACCUUUACUCAGUCAUCAAGGAUACGAUAGUGCAAUUAAUCGAACUAGAUAGUGAUAAAGCAAUCGCCAUGCUGCUAGAAAAGAACAAGAUUCCCGCGGAAGACGUUGUAAAGGAGCUGGAAAGUCGAGAGGACUACUUGUAUCGGUAUCUGGAUGCGUACGAUAAGACGGACAAUUCAGGAAAAUUCCAUUGGAAGCUAGUCACUCUCUACGCAAAGUACGACCCCAGCAAGUUGCUCUCGUUUCUCAAGCGAUCGAACAACUACCCGAUACAGGAAGCGUUCGAUAUUUGCAAACAGAAGCUGUUCUACCCGGAAAUGGUUUACUUGCUGGGCCGAAUGGGCAACACCCGCGAGGCGCUAUCGAUCAUCAUCCACAAGUUGGAAGACAUUCAGAUGGCGAUCGAUUUCUGUAAGGAGCAUGAUGAUAUGGACCUUUGGAACGAUCUGAUCAACGAAUCCGUCGAUAAUCCGUACAUCAUGACAAAGCUAUUGGACGGUAUAGCCGGCUUCAUCAAUCCGGAAAUACUGGUGAACAAAAUCAAAAAGGGCCAGGAAAUUCCAGGGCUGAAAAACUCGAUAAUAAAAAUGCUGUGCGGUUUCAGCCUGCAGGUUUCCAUACAGCACGGUUGUAAUCAGAUUUUAGUUACUGACUACUUCAACAUGCACGAACGGCUGGCCAAGGUGCAACAGGGCGCGCUACCAAUAACCGGGGAGAAUACCUGUGGCCUGUGUCGAAGGGAUAUCAUCGUUAAGGAUCCUCCUCGAACAGAAACCGACAUAGUGGUGUUCAACUGUCGGCACUAUUUCCACGAAAAUUGUUUGCCCGACAAGUACAAUACGGACUAUUGCACAGUAUGCAAAUCGCGUAAACCAUUAAAGCUUCAUGAACCAUAUUUUGAUCGGCAAUGGUCUGAAAGAUCUCCGACGAUGACGAUGAUGUCGAGAAAGAUUUACGAAAGCUGUCUAGUUUACACAGGGUCUCGAGAAAAGUUUGAUCUGGCUCCGAUCCUCAUCAUGACCCAGCAAGGACCUGCCUUUGACUCCAACUGCAUGACGCUUACGCGUUUUGUGCUGCAGGAGCAAAAGAAAUACAAACAAGCCACCGGGGACCUGUCCCAGCUGCUCAACUGCAUCCAGACUGCCAUCAAGGCCAUCAGCUCGGCUGUUCGUAAGGCCGGAAUUGCCAAACUGCAAGGAAUCUCAGGUGACACCAACGUCCAAGGCGAACAGGUGAAAAAGCUAGAUGUCCUGUCCAACGAAAUUUUCAUCAACAUGCUGAAGUCCUCGUACUCGACCUGCCUGCUGGUUUCGGAGGAGAACGACAACGUCAUCGAAAUCGAGACCGAGAAGAGGGGCAAAUAUGUGGUUUCGUUCGAUCCGCUCGAUGGUUCCAGCAACAUUGACUGCCUUGUGUCGAUUGGAUCCAUUUUCGGAAUUACCAGACAAGCAAACGAAGGAACGGAACCAUCUGUUGCGGAUGCCCUUCAAGCUGGCAACAAGAUGGUAGCCGCCGGGUAUGCCCUCUACGGUUCGGCAACGAUGAUCGUUAUCAGCCUGGGAGAAGGUGUACAUGGCUUUAUGUACGAUCCAUCGAUCGGAGAGUUUGUCCUAACGGACUACAACAUGCGCAUUCCCGAGCGGGGUAACAUCUACUCCAUCAACGAAGGAUACUCCUCGACGUGGGACCCAUCGGUGUACAACUACGUCCAGGACAAGAAAGACCCUGCCAAGGGAAAACCGUACGGAGCACGUUACGUGGGCAGCAUGGUGGCCGAUGUGCACCGAACGAUCAAAUACGGAGGAAUCUUCAUCUACCCGGCAACGGCUGCCGCCAAGAACGGAAAGCUGCGACUUCUGUACGAGUGCAAUCCGAUGGCUUACAUCGUUACGAAAGCCGGCGGCAAAGCCAGUGCCGGUAAGGACAAGGAGAUUCUGGAUGUAGUGCCAACCUCGAUCCAUCAGCGUUGUCCGAUUUACCUGGGCUCGAAACUAGACGUCGAAGAAGCUCUUAGUUAUAUUAAGUGAGUCUGGUGUGUCAGUGUGUGAUUGUGUCUGUUGAUGUUACGAAUGCCUUUCGUUUAUUCUUUGUAUAUGUCGGAAACGGUUAAAAUAAAUUUUGAGAUUUAA